UUGAAUUUCAAAUUCUUUUGACGUGUGUGUGCUUCGUGGGCAUGUAGGGUUAUCGUCAUUAAUAAUUUACUUACAAUUUUCAUGUAUCUAAGUGUAAAUUUAAGCAUUUUAUCUGCAUCAACGCGAAUUUUUGUUAUUUGAAGUUUUAUUAAGAAGCGAACAUGAGUCGUUUCUUUGCGACUGGUACGGAUUCUGAGUCCGAAAGCUCCAGUGAAGAGGAGCAGGUAGUUCGUGCACCAGCUCCCGUCUAUACUUUCAGUGAUGAUGAGGAGGAAACUAAGCGUGUUGUGCGCUCUAUGAAAGAAAAAAGGUACGAAGAAUUGGAAGGUAUAAUCCAUUCAAUCCGUAACCAUCGCAAGAUCAAAGAUUUCUCUUCAGCCUUAGCUUCUUUUGAAGAACUGCAAAGGGCAUAUACUCGAGCAGCUCCGGUAGUCCAAAAAGAAGAAAAUGGUAUUGCACCGCGGUUCUUUAUUAGAGCUUUAGUAGAAUUAGACGAUUGGGUUGCCGGCGCCUGGGCAGAUCGCGAUGCACGGAAGGCCCUGUCCAAAGGCAAUAGCAAAGCUCUAACAUCUUUACGUCAGAAGUUAAGAAAGUAUGAAAAAGAUUUUGAUGCAGAGAUAACCAAGUUCCGCGAAAAUCCUGAUUUACCUGAUGAUGAUGAAGAGCGAAAAGAUACAUCAUCAUCUGAUGAGUCUGAUGAUGAAGACAAGAUCAAGGAGAAAGUUCGAGUACGUCGUUCUCCUGAACCUCCGCGUCGCCCUCCUCCUCAAGAUGAUGAGUCCUCAGACUCUAUGGAUUGGGGGUCAAGUUCUUCAGACUCCAGUUCAAGUUCGGAUGACGAAGCCCGCGGCGCGGCCACCUUGAGGGAGCGGUUCCUUAAGAAAACCACUGAGAGGGAUGAUGAUGAGGAAAGAGACAGGCGCCGCGCGAGGAGGGAAAGACGUGAGAGGGGAGCUGGUAAGAUCAGCAAGAGAGAUCAAACUGAUGAUGGAGGUGAAUGGGAAACUGUGAGAAAGGGGGCAGCUACUUCGGAUAAGCCGAAAAUGUUCGCCAAGGACAGUGACAUUGACGCCGCUUUAGUAGUGAAGAAACUGGGAGAGAUAAGUGCAGCUCGUGGCCGCAAGCGUACCGAUCGUCGCGCACAACUUGAGUUACUGCACGAACUGCGCACAGUCGCUCAACAACACAACUUAGGUGACGCCCUUCAACUUAAGCUGCGUGCCGCCACUGUCGCCGCGUUGUUUGACUACAACCCUAAAGUCUCUGACGCCAUGAAACCUGAAUAUUGGUCUAGAUUGGUGGAGAAUGUCGACCAUAUGGUGACUCUCCUUCUAGCUCAUGAAGAAAUGCAACUGAGUGAGACUAUUACUGAGGAAAAUGAAGAAUUCGUAACUGCCCCCUUCCGUGUACGUGGUUGUGUUUUGACAGCUUUAGAACGCCUCGAUGACGAGUUCACUAAACUGCUGAAGGAGUGUGAUCCUCACUCAAACGAGUAUGUGGAGAGACUUAAGGAUGAAGUCCGCGUCUCCGCGCUCAUAGACCGCGUGUGCCUAGUUGUCGAACGCGAUGGAUCACCGCAGGAAGUUUGUCGCGCUUAUUUGCGUAAAAUAGACCAUUUGUACUAUAAAUUUGAUCCACGCGCGGUGAAAAAAGACUCUCCUCCCGGCGAGGAAACGACCGUUAAGAAAAUGGAGCGUCUCUGCAAAUAUAUUUACGCGCACGACGAGACCGAUCGUCUGAGGACUCGCGCUAUUUUGUCGCACAUCUAUCACCACGCUUUGCACGACAACUGGUUCCAAGCUCGCGAUCUUCUCCUCAUGUCUCACCUGCAAGAGACAGUCCAACAUUCCGACCCGAGCACUCAGAUCUUGUACAAUCGGACCAUGGCUAACUUAGGACUCUGCGCUUUCCGCCGCGGCAACGUGAAGGAAGCGCAUGGAUGCUUGGCGGAGUUGAUGAUGACAGGUAAGCCGAAAGAGUUGCUCGCUCAAGGUCUGCUGCCUCAGCGUCAGCACGAGCGCUCCAAGGAGCAGGAGAAGAUAGAGAAACAGAGGCAGAUGCCGUUCCAUAUGCAUAUUAAUCUUGAACUACUGGAAUGCGUGUAUUUGGUAUCUGCGAUGCUGAUUGAGAUUCCAUACAUGGCGGCCCACGAGUUCGAUGCGCGCCGUCGUAUGAUCAGUAAGACGUUUUAUCAAAAUCUGCGCGCAAGCGAGCGACAGGCGCUGGUGGGGCCGCCAGAAUCCAUGCGAGAGCACGCCGUGGCAGCAGCUAGAGCGAUGCGCCGCGGGGACUGGCGAGCCUGUCUUAACUUCAUUGUUAAUGAGAAAAUGAAUGCUAAGGUUUGGGAUCUUAUGGUUGGCGCCGACAACGUCCGUGCAAUGCUCGGUCGUUUAAUCCGAGAGGAAUCGCUCCGCACUUACUUGUUUACGUACGCGCACGUAUACGCGUCGCUGUCACUUCGUUCGUUGGCUGACAUGUUUGAACUGCCGCGUCAACGUGUUCAUUCCCUAGUGUCGAAAAUGAUCAUCAACGAAGAAUUGUUGGCAUCUCUCGAUGAUCCUAGCGAGUGCGCCAUAUUGCAUCGUUCAGAGCCAACUAGGAUGCAAGCUCUCGCGCUUCAACUUGCCGAUAAGGUUGGUAAUCUGGUUGAUUCCAACGAGCGAAUCUUCGAGAAGCAAGGCUCCUUCUUCCAGAGGGGCGGGGCAGGUCGCGGUGAGGGUCGUCAAAGAGAACGUCCUCGGGACGGCUGGGGACGUAGGCAAAGGAAUCGCAGACGCGACGACGAACGCGGACACGACGAUUAACCUCUACAUGAGUGGAAUAAAACCCGUGCAGUGUACCACAAACUCUAUAGUUCACAUUCACUUUGCGACGGUUGUAACGGUUUUGCUUGUUGCAUUUAACUAUUUACUUUCUAGAGACCAUAAUACCUCUCUUAUUAUUUUCUUAAUUCAACAACUUAUCGUUACAACCGUCGCAAAAUGAGAAAAUCAGUGCUUGAUUGCAAAAUCUAUUAAAAAAUCAAAAAUACGAUAACUUCAAAUCUGUUCAAUUAAACAUAUUUUCAUGGCAGAAAUUUUAUAUACCAUG
Papilio polytes (common Mormon) is the source of this 3090-nucleotide messenger RNA. RefSeq names its product eukaryotic translation initiation factor 3 subunit C (gene eIF3c). Gene Ontology annotation, cellular component: eukaryotic translation initiation factor 3 complex. The transcript has 7 exons. Gene Ontology annotation, molecular function: translation initiation factor activity; translation initiation factor binding; RNA binding. Gene Ontology annotation, biological process: translational initiation. Lineage: Eukaryota; Metazoa; Arthropoda; Insecta; Lepidoptera; Papilionidae. The record is from RefSeq and is a predicted model, not a curated record. The coding region runs from base 162 to 2804 and encodes 880 amino acids.